This is a messenger RNA of Neoarthrinium moseri, 1602 nucleotides long. RefSeq lists its product as uncharacterized. Bases 1 to 1602 code for a protein of 533 amino acids. The record is from RefSeq and is a predicted model, not a curated record. NCBI's taxonomy places the organism in Eukaryota, Fungi, Ascomycota, Sordariomycetes, Amphisphaeriales, Apiosporaceae. The transcript is spliced from 4 exons.
AUGGGCCCAAAUCAGCUGCUCCAGGUGGCUGCAUGGCUCUCGUUUGCUACAGCUUGCCACACUGCUGCAGUGCCGCGAUCAGCCGAAACGCCCCAGGUUGUCCUGCCGCAAGGCACUUUCCGUGGGUUCCUGGAUUCUCACAAUAACUCGGUGUAUCUUGGCGUGCCCUACGCUCAGACAACUGCGGGUCGGAAUCGAUGGAGGGCACCUCAGGACAUCUCCAAGCCUAAGGACAAGGACUCCGCCGUAGCAAAUGCGACGUCCUAUGGCCCAACAUGUCCUCAGGCCAUUUCAAGCGAGUACUACAGUCGCCAGGACGAGGAUUGUUUGAACUUGAAUAUUUGGGCCCCAUCAACGGGAACCAAGCUUCCUGUCUUUGUCUACAUGUAUGGUGGCGCGAUGGUCACCGGAUCCAGCAGCAACCCUCAACUGCAGGGCAACAAUUUCGCGCGAAAGGGUGUUAUCUAUGUUACUUUUAACACUCGUGAGAGUAUCUGGGCGUCGCCGAACUCGGCAGAACUCCAGAAGAAGAGUAAAAGUCAGAACUUCAGCAUCCUGGAUGUAGAGAAGGCUCUGGACUGGAUCCACCAUAAUAUUGACUCCUUUGGUGGCGAUCCUAGCCACAUUGUCUUUGGCGGUCACUCGUCGGGCUCCGUACAAGUUGACCAUUAUCUCUGGAACCACCCAGACUCAUGGCUGAAGGGCGCCGUUCAAAUGAGCGGUAAUGCUAUAUCUGGUCCUGCGUACGCCCCGACCAACGUUGGACUCGAUGUAGUUGCGGCAGAAGUUGGGUGCGGAACAGGCAGUGGCCAGCUCGAGUGUCUCCGCAACGUCAGCAUCUACGAUAUUCAGACUUCGUACUUCAACUCGACUGCAAACACCUGGUUCACUCCAGUGAUCGAUGAUAUCACUCGGUUUUCCGAUUAUGCCGCUCGAUUUUCCACAGGCGAAUAUGCUUCGCAUGUCCCAUUGCUGACCGGAAAUUCGAAUGGUGAGGGUACAGUGUUCUCCGUGGUGUACUCGGCCGAAAACGGCGACUUCAACGCCUGGAUCAACACAUUCGAUGCAGACAGCGCUCAUAUCCCUGACGAUGUGUUGACCACUGCCUAUAACCUGUCUGACUUCGCGAGCGAGUCCCUCAUGAGCGGUACCCAGUACGGCGAUGCGCGUUUCAACUGCCCUGUCGACUAUUUUGUCGACCUCCGUAGUGAGAAGCAGGCUACGUGGGAAUACCGAUUCUUCGGUCAGUACGAUAAUGUCGUCGGCCUUCCCGGCACAGCUCCAACUCAUGGCACCGAGGUACCCUUUUUCUUGGGUGGCAACGAGUGCUUCGAGAAGUUGUCGAAUGUCACGGAGGAGCAGCAGGCUUUGGCAGACGCCAUCAAUGACUGGUUUGUGGAGUGGAUCAAGAACCCAUCAGCCGGUCCGGGCUGGGAGCAGGUGAAACCGACCGCUGGCCCGUUGGUUAAGCUCGGUAUUCCUGGUGAUGAGCUAUCCCUGGUGCGAGGCUGUACUUCCGAACACAACGGCCGAUGUCAGUCGGCAUACAAGCCAUACUUCCCCGACUACCCUGUCGUUCAAAGCCCUGUGCAGUCGUCAUGA